This is a messenger RNA of Ambispora leptoticha, 324 nucleotides long. The record is from the annotation of a GenBank genome assembly. Lineage: Eukaryota; Fungi; Glomeromycota; Glomeromycetes; Archaeosporales; Ambisporaceae.
AUGGCUAGCAAAAAUAUCUCAGAAGCCAAAUCCUAUCAGCAGCAAAUUGAGCAAAAAAUUCAAGCGGCGAAAGCCAAACAUCAAGCACCAGCCACUACUAACGAAAACGAAAAUAAACUCUCCUGGCCAGUCAAAAUAGCCUUCGGAGCCGGAAUAAUUGGUCGUAUUCACCAAGUAAAAAAAAUUUCCAAGCCUUCCCAACAUAUUCAUUUAAGAGUUGAGGAAAUCAAAAAAAAUUGCCGUGGUCGGGGUAUUUAUCUUAUUUCUACUUCCCUCGGUUUACUAACCCACCGCGAAGCCUUAGCCCAAAAGCAAGGUGGCAAA